Molecule: messenger RNA, 9283 nt
Organism: Daphnia pulex (common water flea)
Lineage: Eukaryota; Metazoa; Arthropoda; Branchiopoda; Diplostraca; Daphniidae
Gene: faf
Product: probable ubiquitin carboxyl-terminal hydrolase FAF-X
Exons: 19
Coding region: 306-8378 (2690 amino acids)
Biological process (GO): protein deubiquitination; cell migration
Cellular component (GO): nucleus; cytosol
Molecular function (GO): cysteine-type deubiquitinase activity; cysteine-type endopeptidase activity
Source: RefSeq, a predicted model, not a curated record
CGGUCAAAGAAAAGAGAUGAUCAAACAAACCUGAAAAAGUUAGUAGUUGUGACACCAGUUUAUUUACCGGCAUAUUUGUGUAUGACAAAUCACUGUUGGGAUAGCCGCCAUAUUGGGCCAUGGCCUUAAGCUUUUUGCAGAUACCAGGGAAUGUUUAUUUGUCGAAACAUUUUCCGCGAUACGUAUUGCCUUUUAUUUUCUUAUCACAAACAUCUCUUUUAAAAACAUGACAUGUUAGCGGAGUUGUUUGGCUGUUUUGAACAACCUGACAUAUUGAUCAUACUGUGCAUUUGGAAAAGUGUGAAAUGACAAUAGCCAUGAAAAACAGUGGAGAAGGAGGGACUCCAGUGGGAAAUGAGUCCAUGCAAGAAAGUACUGCUAUUGGAAAUACUACUCCAAAUCAAAACAGUCCUGCUGCUGCUGUAAAUAUAGAUGGAAACACAAAUGGUCAAAAUGCAAAAGAGAAAGAAGAUGACGAGGAAGCCUGGUUGGAUCCAACUACAGGUGAACCUUAUUUCCCAGUUAGUGAACUGGCCAGGCUAGAAGAAAUGAUUAGUAGGACACGUUGGGUAGUCCCUGUCCUACCAAAGUGUGAGCUUGAAAUCCUUCUGGAUGCAUCCAUCAACUUAUGUAGGAGAGAACUGGAUACAAGAAGUGAAGCUUGCCAGAGAUUCUUCCAGGAUGGCCUGACAAAGUCUUUCACUAAGAUUUUGACUGAUGAUGCUGUCAGCAGUUGGAAGUUUGAGAUUCAUCGUUGCAUCUUGAGGAAUUGUGAAAAACUAAUAGAACUAUGUGUCUCAAAGCUGAGUCAAGACUGGUUUCCCUUGCUGGAGCUGCUAGCUGUAGUUUUGAAUCCUCAAUGCAAAUUUCACACCUUCAACUUAACCCGGCCCUCCGAGCUCUACCCGUUGAAUGCAAAUGGAGGUGAUGAAGAAAUUUUUGCAAAGUCCCCCGACAUUCGAGCUCCAAGGGGCUGGUUAGUGGACCUUAUUAAUCGCUUUGGGAAAUUGAAUGGAUUUCAACUGUUGUUGGAACGGUUUCAAAGCGAGCAAAACUUGAGCCUGCCUGUGAUGUUUGCUCUUAUUCGGCCAUUUGGACUCUGCAAUGAAAUGUUGACCAUCCCCACCAUUACUAAAUAUUUCCUGCCUAUUGUUGAGGUGAUCCCUGCAUUCUUGGAUAAUUUAACCGACGAAGAACUUAAGAAAGAAUCGAAGAACGAAGGCAAAAAUGAUUUAAUAUCAGCACUUGUCAAAUUUCUCAAGAAUCUUGCGCAACGUGUCCCCGGUCAGGAAGAAACGCUCCAGAAUUUGGAAAUGUUUCGACUUAAAAUGAUCCUUCGGCUAUUGCAAAUUUCAUCUUUUAAUGGCAAAAUGAACGCCCUCAACGAGAUCAAUAAGGUUAUUGCGAGUGUAGCUUCGUAUCCCCACCGAACAACGGGCAACAGCGUCGUUACGGGUGCCAACGAAACUGACGAAGAGUGGCUUACAGCUGAAAGGAUGGCUGGAUGGCUGAAAGAGCAUAGGGUAUUACAGAUCGUCCUAGCCGAUUCGUUGCAUCAGCCUCAAUAUGUUGAGAAACUUGAGAAAAUCCUCCGCUUUGUUAUUAAGGAGAAAGCACUGACACUGGAAGAUUUGGACCGUGUUUGGGCUUCUCAAGCCGGCAAGCACGAAGCCAUAGUCAAGAAUGUUCAUGAUUUGCUUGCCAAACUAGCAUGGGAUUUUUCUCCCGAACAAUUGGACCAUUUAUUUGAAUGUUUUCAGGCAAGUUGGACAACUGCAGGGAAGAAACAACGAGAAAAGCUGUUAGAGCUGAUUCGCCGCUUAGCUGAGGACGAUAAAGACGGUGUAAUGGCUCACAAGGUGUUGACGUUAUUCUGGAACCUUGCGCACUCACCCGACGUGCCGAAUGAAAUCAUCGACCAGGCCAUGAAUGCUCAUGUGAAGAUCCUUGACUAUUCUUGCUCUCAAGAUCGUGACACUCAAAAAACAGUUUGGCUCGAUCGUUGCGUCGAAGAGAUUCGUCACAACGUGUGGGUACUCCAGGCGCUCAAACAAAUUCGAGAUAUAUGCUGCCUGUAUGCCGAGACUCCGGCCAAUUACAACCAUGCCGCCAACGCCCACGCAGCUCGUGCUCAGCACGUCCUUUAUCGACAAGAAGUGGUCAAUCGUCUCCAGCAGCAGCACGCACUAGUCAUUCUUAUAACUGACAAUCUCUGUUCUUACAUGGAGCGUGUGCGAAGCACCGUAAAAGACAGUCCAGCCAACUACGAUCCGCUCACGCAUUUGCCAGACGGUCGUUACAGCCACGUUCUUCAGGUUCAAGAACGCUUGAGUUUUUUAAGAUUUUUGCUGAAAGACGGGCAGUUGUGGCUUUGUGCGCCUCAGGCACGUCAGAUCUGGCAUUGCCUGGUUGAACGGGCUAUAUUUGUUGCUGAUCGAGAGGCCUGCUUCAAAUGGUUCUCGAAAUUGAUGGGCGAGGAGCCUGAUCUUGAUCCCGAAGUAAAUCGCGAGUUCUUCGAGGCACAGAUUCUUCAACUGGAUCCUAGUCUCAUGACUGAGAGUGGGAUGAAGUGCUUCGAUCGUUUCUUUAAGGCUGUCAACGCUAAAGAAGGAAAAUUAGUAGCCCGACGCAAGAUGAACGACGUGGGGCUCAUCGGACUUGAUUAUUUGUGGCGUGUCAUUCUGUUUGGAAGUGAUCCAGUUGCUGAAAAAGCUAUUCAUCUGCUGAAGGAGACCUACACCAGUUUAGGUCCCCGAUUGGUCAACAACCAAGUUGAGAUUCACGAAGAUCUCAUAGGCAGUUGUAGUGACAGACUUCGAGCUUCACACGAUACUCUGCGUGCGUACAUGAUACAACAGCAGCAGCAGCAGCCACAUGAAGCCUUAGUGACCGAGAAGGAUUUCGCCAAUCGAAGCAGACAGGAGACAACACGCAUGUGCAGACUGUUGAAACUAUUACAGGAGUAUGUUAGCGACUACGAUUGCGAGUUUCAGAUGAGGGAGGAGCGUACUCUGCUCCCUCUGGGAAGAGCACACAGGGGGAAAUGCUUUACACUGGUUGUCCGGUUUCCUAACCAAGGACGCCAACCGGAGGAUAUCGAAAUAUGGACCCAUAGUAACGAGACCCUCGCCACCGUUCGGCGACGCAUCAUGGCUCGAGUGAAAUCUACCAACCAGACAGCUGCCCUGUCUGCAACUGCUGGAGUAAAUUCGUCUUUAAUUCAGCCUCAAGUAGUGGGCCACCAGCAGCCGCCAGUACAGCAGCAACAGAGUGGAGUCAAGCUGGAUCUCUACUUGAAUAAUGAACUCAUAGAACCUUCCGAAGGAUAUCGUUUAGUGGCAGACUUACCACUCAGGGAUAAAACGAUGUUGACAGCUAAACUGUCGCAAUCGAAUACUGCUGUGGCGGGAUCACCAGACAGUAGCAGUGAUAGUAGCACGGGUGGUUCACCUCAGCAUGCGCCAAGCAGUUAUCAAGGUAGCUUGGGAGGUCAGCAGCAUCAUCCGAUUUCAGCCGCUUCCGCCGAAAUUAUGCUACCGGGAGUGUUAAUGUCGAGAGACAAGCGCAUCAAUCCGUUUUUGUGUCAAUUGGCGGAUCUGGGCUCACAGUUACAGCAUGCUCAGUUGCGUGACGCAGCACGCAAUCUUCUACGGCAGUUGCCGGCUGAUCCGCAGGCUAUCGAGCGCCUUGUAGCCGCUAGCCAAAUUCCUCCCGUCGUUUCGUCUUCGCCUUCAGUGACGAGUAGCGAGAAAACUGGGCCUACCCAAUCUCCUUCGGAAUUGGAAUCUAUCUUCGUAGCGGCAUCACCCUCGACCAUUUUGUAUCAUCUGGAGGUUGCCUACAGUUUGCUGAUGCCGGCCAAUAUGUCAGCUUCGGAGAGAACUUCUGAGUUUCAACUAGGAUUCAUUCUCAGAGGUGGAAUUCCUCUAUUAUUAAAUAUGCUUAGUGCCAAGAGUUUCCUCGCCACCGCUGAUAUUCCAACUAAAAGGUCGGCGUAUUUAAGCAUACUUCGACUGUCAAAGGUUGUGCUGGCUGUAAUGUCCCAUAUUUGCUUGCGCAACCUUGUCGAAUCGCCCAUCCACACCGUUCUGCUUCAAAAUAGCAGUUCUUGUAUAGCAACUGACAAUGUUGUAAGGGCUAUUGCUGUUCGGCUUACUCAGCACAUGCAGGGUGACUCGGAUGCCAGCCUUCUCCUGUGUGGCGUCAAGCCGGAUGAAGAGGUUGUCCGCUCUCUGGUCCGUCUUGCCUGGGCAAGUAGCAGCGGGGAUUAUCAGCUGCUCGAUUCUCCUUGGGACGAGCUUGGCUCUGUCAAAAUAAACAGCUUUUUGACGCCCAUUCAAGAAAAUGAAUAUUCAGAGGAUACGCUGCUCUGCAAGGAGGCCUUGGAAGUCUUGACUGUGGUGAACAGUAUAUCACCACGGGCCCUUUAUCAGGUGUCGCAGGCCCCUACGUUUUAUCGAUUUUCACUUGAGAUGAUACUGCUCUGCCCGGUGAAGCCACUCCGUUUAUCCGCAGCGGAGCAAUUUCUUUUGAUAUCGAGUCAGCCUGUGUUACUUCAAGCUACUCUUACGCCCGAGUCUCCUUCGAUGUUGACGUUCUUUCUCGAACUACUAUUUUCGGUUAUGGGCAGCACGGUUCCAGAACACGCCAAAAAUUCACAAGAGUUUUUUCAGCUCUUGUGUCGGCUUUUGAACUUAGCUGCCACUUCCGGCACCCCUCUACCUACAGCCGAACCCCUACUACUCAACGAAAUCAGUUGGCUGCAAAGUGUUAGAGAAUCUUUUUUGAAGACGGGAUCAACGCAGACUGAAGAUGAUUUACUGGAAGGUCAUCUUUGUCUCACUAGGGAGCUGGUGUCUUACCUCGGCUUAGCUAAGAAGUUUGAAGUGGGGUCUGAUCCUUCGAAGGGUGUCAACUUAAUUAAAGAACUCCUGGAAGAUUUUCUUUAUCCAGCAUCUCGUAUCAUGGCUAAGUAUAACAGCACUGGCGAAUUAAUGUCUGCUGUGGCCGAUCCCAUUUGCUCUUCAUCGGCUUCGGUGGUGGCCGCACUGGAUCUUCUAGUGGCCCUUAGUUCUGGAUGCGUGGCCAAUAUGAAAUUAUUAACGUCCAUGUUAACCGAAAUGUUUUUCUCUGAUCAACAAGCCGAACCGCUUAGUGAAUGGGAAUAUUUGCCUCCAGUUGGACCAAGAGCUUCCUGGAGUUUUGUGGGUCUGAAAAAUGCCGGAGCUACUUGCUACAUGAACUCUGUAUUGCAGCAACUUUUUAUGAUCGAACGUUUGCGGCGCGGUGUGUUACUUGCUCACGGCGCAGCGCUCGAUCCCGAUGAAGAUUUUAACGGCGACGAAAAGAUGGAGAAUGAAACGGAGACCAACGAAGACCAGCAGCUGCAAUUGCAGCAACACCAGAGAAGCCGAGACGAAUCGACUCGCGAAUACAACAUAAAUAUUCUGAAGCAACUGCAAGCCAUCUUUGGGCAUUUGGCAGCUAGCAAGUUGCAAUAUUACGUCCCUCGUGGCCUCUGGCGCCAUUUCAAGCUUCAAGGCGAGCCGGUCAAUCUUCGUGAGCAGCAAGAUGCUGUUGAGUUCUACAUGAGUCUUACGGACAGCGUCGACGAGGCUCUGAAAGCACUGGGUCAUGAGCAAAUUAUGCAUCGAACCCUAGUUGGCAUCUAUUCUGAUCAAAAAAUUUGCAAGGGUUGUCCGCAUCGUUACUGUAAGGAGCAACCCUUCAAUGUUAUCAGUAUUGACAUUCGCAAUCACAGUAAUCUGCACGAUUCCUUAGAACAAUACGUUAAGGGAGAAUUACUCGAAGGUGGUGAUGCGUACCAUUGCGAAAAAUGUAACAAAAAAGUCAAUACUGUGAAGCGACUAUGUGUGAAAAAGUUACCGCCUAUCUUGGCUAUUCAACUGAAGCGAUUCGAAUACGACUACGAACGGCUUUGUCCCAUUAAAUUUAACGACUAUUUCGAGUUCCCUCGCGUCCUGGACAUGGAGCCGUACACGGUGUGGGGUUUGGCUAAAGCCGAAGGCGAAAUUAUUGACUACGACAUGGAGGAAGAGGCUAAUCGCGAUAUUUGCACUCGCUAUCAGUUGACUGGAAUCGUCGUUCAUAGUGGCCAGGCAAGUGGCGGUCAUUACUAUUCUUACAUCCUCCAUCGACCUCCCGCGAAUGCUAACGGUGGUACGAGUGGAGCAAAGUGGUACAAAUUCGAUGACGGAGAUGUGAGCGAAUGCAAAAUGGACGACGACGAGGAAAUGAAGAACCAAUGUUUCGGCGGCGAGUAUAUGGGCGAGGUUUUCGACCACGUCGUUAAAAGAAUGAGUUACCGACGUCAGAAGCGUUGGUGGAAUGCGUACAUUCUCUUCUACACCAAGGAGGACAUCGACAUCAGCAAUCGGAUGAGUGAAUUAACAGUCAACGAGUCGGUAUCUUCGACGUUCUCUGCCUCGCCAACUCCCUCACUCUCUAUGCCUCUGGCCAUCGAACGAAGCGUCCGGAAACAGAACAUCAAGUUUCAACACACGUACAACCAGUUUUCAACCGAAUAUUUUCAUUUCAUGAGGAAACUGAUCAGCUGCCAGACGCCGUACCUAGUUGUGGAUCCGAAAGCAUUGUCGGCCAAGUUACCAAGUUUGCCGUCAUCCAUCCACCUGGAUCCUGCUGUAAUGGAGGAGCUCGCUCUUUUAUCUGUCGAGAUUGGCGCACAUUUCCUCUUCACCACUUGUCUUCACACUAAGAAAUCGUUGAGAGGGGUGGCCAGUGACUGGUAUGAAGCGCUCCUUGGCCCGAUGCGCGUUUCGAAGACAGCUCGUCUCUGGAUCGGCCAACGCGUCCUCUUGGAUCAUCCUCAGCGUUUUUGCGAGUAUCUCCUGCAGUGUCCCAGUGCGGAAGUCCGUUCAGCGUUCGUCAAAAUCCUAGUCUUUCUGGCUCAUCUAUCGUUGAGCGACGGUCCCUGUGAAAUCACUUCACCGUCCACUACCAUACCCGGCGCUCUAUCGAUUCCAAGUAGCAGCGGAGCACCGAUUCUCGGUGAAGUCACACUGGCUGAUCACAUAUUCCAAGCAGUGUUGAACCUACUCAGUAAGGAGGUGGCCGACUAUGGAAGACACCUCUCACAGUAUUUCAACUUGUUUCUGGUCUACGCUUCACUUGGCCCGCCUGAAAAAGCUCACUUACUCCGACUCAAUGUCUUGGCUACUUUCAUGACGGUGGCUCUGGAUGAAGGCCCUGGCCCACCGAUCAAGUAUCAGUAUGCUGAACUCGGAAAGCUCUAUCAGGUUGUAUGUAUGUUGAUUCGUUGCUGCGACAUCAGCUCCAAGACGAGCUCGUCGGUUCCUGGCCAGCCGCCUUUGCCCAAUUCGUUUGGUGAACCACCGCUGAUGCCUAUCCAGCCCCAGGUGGCGGAGAUUCUCUACACCCGCAACAACUUUGUUAAGAAACUUCUGGAAGAUGCGAGUGGCAUUGAAGAAACGUCCCGUCUAUUACGAUACUGUUGCUGGGAAAACAACCACUUUUCUUUUGCCGUUCUCUCUGAAAUCUUGUGGCAGGUUGCCUUUGCCUACACCUACGAAUUGCGGCCACAUCUCGACCUGCUUCUCUGUAUUUUGUCGUUGGAAGACUCAUGGCAGAAAUAUCGCAUCACAGCUGCUCUAAAGGGUAUCCCUGACGAUCGGGAUGGAUUAUUUGAUAUCAUACAAAGGUCCAAGAAUCACUAUCACAAGAGAGCCUAUCAGUGUAUCAAGUGCCUCGUGGCGCUCUUCUCUUCGUGCCCUACGGCCCACCAAAUUUUGUUGACCAAUGUCGAAUUCAAACGCAAAUGGUCUGCAGCUGUAGAUUGGCUUCACGAAGAGCUUGACAGGCCAUAUCCGACAGGCAACAAUCAAUAUAAUCAAUGGUCACCACCUGCGCAGUCAAACGAGACCUCUAAUGGCUACUUUCUCGAGCGCUCACACAGCGCCAGAUUGACGUUGGACAAGUCCAUCGAACUAUGUCCUGAAGAAGAAGUGGAAAGUGAAGAUGCAGUUGGCGGAAAUCCAAGUGGAGUUGGCAAUAGCGUUGUUGGCAGUGGAGGAGAUGACAGCGAUAAUAUUGCACCUCCACCAGCAUUGGUUGCUGAUAGCAGCUUAGAUAACCCUACAGCAGCUCUUGUAAAAUCACAAACGAUGACAAGGGCAGCAUUUGGUGUAUCCCAGCCCCGACCGGGCCACGCUCAAGCAGCAUCGCCACGAGCCACUGCACCGCCAACGAAUCCCAAUCUGUCGAUUCCUCGCUCUUCUUCCUCACAAUUCCCUCCUCUGCAUCCGAAUCGGCCCCAACAGCCACCUGUCAAGAACGAAGGUAACGGUAGCAGUCAAUCCGGCCCGUCACCCACCCAUUAGCCAGACGUUGCUACCUGUUGAAUUUACGGAAAACAUCGCAGCUGUGAUUGUUGAAUUGUAACACAACAUAGCCUUUUGACGGCAUCACUCUUGACCUUGUUGUUAGGGUUGAUGGCUCGUUUCCAUGUUCUUUCUUUUUUUGUUCUUCUGCCGUUUUCAGUCUUUAUGUAAGCCUCAUGAGUCAAAAAAGAAAAAAAAAAAGAAAAAAAAAAGCAUCCAAAGGGUCGGUACACGUCAUGUUAUUGAUUCUUCCCUUUACUACUCUUAUUCAGCCCUUCCGUUGUUCAAUAAAACUUGUUUUUCUUGCUCUUGCUCUCCAACAUGUGAUUCCGUAUAGAACAGGCGAACAGCUCACUGGAACAAGCAUCGGCUAGUAAUUACGUUUCAAUUGGCGGUGAAAUAACAUGGGCUGUACCCUUCUAAUGGACUCCCCCUUUUGUGUUUGUGGUCCUUUUUGAUGUAGAAAUUUACAGUGGAUGUGCUUUAGUCAAUGCUUGUUCAAUUAUUUGGUCCUUCUUUUUCAACAGCUAUCGAUUAUUAUCCUUCCUCCUCCACCUCUUCAAAUCAUAAUAUUUCUCGGUUCAAGUUUCAAAUAGGCUGGUCCCGGUUCGAUAUACGAUGUGUUGAGAGUGGUCACACAACCAAGAGUUUAAGAGGAAUUCUUCGUUUAAAUGAAAAUUAUAUGAUCCCUUGUUUCUUCAAACUGUAUUUUUUCAUUUAUACACCCUCCCCCGUUCGGCAUCCACUACUCGAUGAAUAAAAAUUAAUUUCUUGUGGCGCCGUGUGCAUAUGUGUCAUUUGGAAGAAAUUGUAGGUAAUAAGGCGGAAAAUUAUUCAACUCUGUUAAUAUUUUUCUUUUGUUUCAGUGACGAUCUAGAGUUGAAAAUACAAGCGUGCGACUCAAA